Cornus florida is the source of this 1096-nucleotide messenger RNA. RefSeq names its product protein DMP3-like. Gene Ontology annotation, biological process: endomembrane system organization. NCBI's taxonomy places the organism in Eukaryota, Viridiplantae, Streptophyta, Magnoliopsida, Cornales, Cornaceae. Bases 285 to 968 code for a protein of 227 amino acids. The transcript has a single exon. The record is from RefSeq and is a predicted model, not a curated record.
AACAGAUAUAUGAGCCCAGCACAUAAUAUUUGAAUAUGUCAAAAUGCCCAAACUGAUGGGUAUUAAGAAACACCACGGAAGUAACUACCUUCCAAGACAAGAAACGACUAUCACUAAUCUUUAUUAUAUAUAUACACCUCCCUCCCUUAUAAGGUUUCUAUUCCACCCAAUAUCACCACCACAAAUCUGAUAUAAUUUCCUUCAUCGCCGCCCACAACCACCAGGUCCACCACCACAAUAUCUUGUAUUAGUUGUGCCAAACUUUGUGUUUUAGAAUCCCAGAAAUGUCUCUAAGAGCUAGAUCAAUCACUUCCAAACAGUCGGAGAUGGUUACAGCACCCUCCUCUUCAUCCGACACCGAUGAUAAUGAGCUGGACACCUCGAAAACACCAGCACCGGCGCGAUCUUCGUCCCUCUCGCAGCGCGCAAUCUCCCAAACCCUAACAGGCACAGCCAACCUAGCCAACCUCCUCCCCACAGGCACCCUCUUGGCCUUCCAGCUCCUCACGCCAAUCUUCACCAACAACGGCUCGUGUGACUCCGCCACGCGCCCCAUGACACUCGUCCUCCUCCUCGUCCUCUCCGUCUCCUGCUUCCUCGCCUCCUUCACGGACAGCUUCAAGUCUCCAAACGGGCAAGUUUACUACGGAUUGGCCACGUUCAAGGGGAUGUGGCUGUUCGAUUAUCCGGCUGCAACGGCCUCCGGCUCGGGGCAGCUUCCUGACUUGAGCAAGUACAGGCUGAGUUCCAUUGAUUGGGUUCACGCAGUGUUGUCUGUGUUUGUGUUUGUUGCAGUGGUUUUGAGAGAUAAGAAUGUGGUGGCUUGUUUUUACCCAAUUCCUGCUCAUGAGGUUCAGGAAGUUUUGAACAUUGCUCCUGUCGGUAUUGGCCUCAUUUGCAGCUUGUUGUUUGUGGUCUUCCCCACCAGAAGGCAUGGGAUUGGUUACCCUGUUACACCUGGCAAAUAAAUUGUCAAUCUCUAUUUUUUUUUUUAUUAUUAUUAUUUUUUUUUUUUUCAUUUCAUUUGAUGAAAAAUGUAAGAAAUGCAGUUUAAGCAUUCUGUAAUUACAAAAUAAUAUUAUUAACAAUUUUUUUA